Messenger RNA from Cervus elaphus (red deer), 5944 nucleotides. RefSeq names its product protocadherin 10 (gene PCDH10). Gene Ontology annotation, molecular function: calcium ion binding. The transcript has 5 exons. NCBI's taxonomy places the organism in Eukaryota, Metazoa, Chordata, Mammalia, Artiodactyla, Cervidae. Gene Ontology annotation, cellular component: plasma membrane. Gene Ontology annotation, biological process: homophilic cell-cell adhesion. The record is from RefSeq and is a predicted model, not a curated record. Bases 843 to 3983 code for a protein of 1046 amino acids.
AACUGCCAGCCGAGAUCGCAGGCUCUAGGGCUGAGGCAGGAGGAGGAGGGAAGAACUGAAAAGCAGAGAGACAGGUUAGAGGAAAGAAGAGGCUUGGGAAGGAAACAGCAAAAAAGAAACUGCUCAUCACAGUUACUGAGAGGCAAACGACGGUGGAAAUGAGGACAGAGAGAGGCAAGACUAUGACAGCCAAAAAAGACAAAUAGAAAGAGGAAAAAAUGCCAAGAACAUCCAUCCGGAGAAAUGAAGAGAAUGAAAGUUUUAUGCUGCAGAGCCAUUCUAUGCUUUUCCGGCACAAAAUUCCCUCGCUGUUUUUAAGCCCUUUUGCAUUUGCCAGCCGUUGACAGUAAGAGGCAUGUUCAGCGGUGCCAACAGCAUCUCCUCUUCCUUCUCCUCUUCCUCUUCAUCUUCCUCCUCCUCCUUCUCCUUUUCCUCCUCCUCCUCCCAUCAGCGAGAAGACAAACCGAGGACAGUCUUGAAAUACCGAAAUUUCCUCCUUGGGAUUUGCCAGCGCCGCGUUGCGCCAAGACUGUCGGAAUAAAGGACGCUGACUAUUGUAUUAUUAUUUUAUUAAUUGGUCAGUGGGAAGAUUACAGAUGAGGAAAGGGGACGCCUGUCACCCUUCCUUCUCUAAAAUCAAAAAAUGAGGUUGAAUUGGGGGAAACCCUAAAAUGAAGCAAAAGAAAUAAGAUUUGUAAGGACAGAAAGCCACAGGAGCCCCCCCACAUAGCGCACUUUUAUUUGUAUUUUUUAUUUGAGAUUUUUUUUUUUUUUUCGUGGUGGUGGGGGAGGUGAUUGGGUGGCUGACUGGCUGCGGGAAGCUGCUUCCUUUCCCUUUGGAGAUGAUUGUGCUAUUAUUCUUUGCCUUGCUCUGGAUGGUGGAAGGAGUCUUUUCCCAGCUUCACUACACGGUGCAGGAAGAGCAGGAACAUGGCACUUUCGUGGGGAAUAUCGCUGAAGAUCUGGGCUUGGACAUUACAAAACUUUCCGCUCGCGGCUUUCAAACGGCGCCCAACUCUCGGACCCCUUACUUGGACCUCAACCUGGAGACCGGGGUGCUGUACGUGAAUGAGAAGAUUGACCGCGAGCAAAUCUGCAAGCAGAGCCCCUCCUGCGUCCUGCACCUGGAGGUCUUCCUGGAGAACCCCUUGGAGCUGUUCCGGGUGGAGAUCGAGGUGCUGGACAUCAACGACAACCCCCCCUCCUUCCCGGAGCCGGACCUGACCGUAGAGAUCUCUGAGAGCGCCACGCCAGGCACCCGCUUCCCCUUGGAGAGCGCUUUCGACCCAGACGUGGGUACCAACUCCUUGCGCGACUACGAGAUCACCCCCAACAGCUACUUCUCCCUGGACGUGCAGACCCAGGGGGAUGGCAACCGAUUCGCCGAGCUGGUGCUGGAGAAGCCUCUGGACCGAGAGCAGCAAGCGGUGCACCGCUACGUGCUGACCGCGGUGGACGGGGGAGGAGGGGGAGGCGGAGAUGGAGGAGGAGGCGGCGGCGGGGGAGGGGGCCUGCUCCCCCAGCAGCAGCGCACCGGCACGGCCCUACUCACCAUCCGAGUGCUGGACUCCAACGACAAUGUGCCCGCCUUCGACCAACCCGUCUACACUGUGUCCCUACCAGAGAACUCGCCGCCGGGUACGCUCGUGAUCCAGCUUAACGCCACAGACCCAGAUGAGGGCCAGAAUGGGGAGGUCGUGUACGCCUUCAGCAGCCACAUUUCGCCCCGGGCGCGCGAGCUCUUCGGACUCUCCCCUCGCACCGGCCGGCUGGAGGUGAGCGGCGAGCUAGACUACGAAGAGAGCCCGGUGUACCAAGUGUACGUUCAAGCCAAGGACCUGGGCCCCAACGCCGUGCCUGCGCACUGCAAGGUGAUAGUGAGGGUGCUGGAUGCUAACGACAACGCGCCGGAGAUCAGCUUCAGCACCGUGAAGGAGGCGGUGAGCGAGGGCGCGGCGCCCGGCACGGUGGUGGCCUUGUUCAGCGUAACCGACCGCGACUCCGAGGAGAAUGGGCAGGUGCAGUGCGAGCUGCUGGGGGACGUGCCGUUCCGCCUCAAGUCUUCCUUCAAGAACUACUAUACCAUCGUGACCGAGGCCCCCCUGGACCGAGAGGCGGGGGACUCCUACACCCUGACCGUGGUGGCUCGCGACCGGGGCGAGCCUGCCCUCUCCACCAGUAAGUCCAUCCAGGUGCAAGUGUCAGAUGUGAACGACAACGCGCCGCGCUUCAGCCAGCCGGUCUACGACGUGUAUGUGACCGAGAACAACGUGCCAGGCGCCUACAUCUACGCGGUGAGCGCCACAGACCGUGAUGAGGGCGCCAACGCCCAGCUAGCCUACUCGAUCCUGGAGUGCCAGAUCCAGGGCAUGAGCGUCUUCACGUACGUGUCCAUCAACUCCGAGAACGGCUACCUGUACGCCCUGCGCUCCUUCGACUAUGAACAGCUCAAGGACUUCAGCUUCCAAGUGGAAGCGCGGGACGCCGGUAGCCCCCAGGCGCUGGCUGGCAACGCCACGGUCAACAUCCUCAUCGUGGAUCAGAACGACAACGCUCCUGCCAUCGUCGCCCCCCUUCCGGGGCGCAACGGGACUCCGGCGCGCGAGGUGCUGCCCCGCUCGGCUGAGCCCGGUUACCUGCUGACCCGCGUGGCCGCGGUGGACGCAGAUGACGGCGAGAACGCCCGGCUCACCUACAGCAUCGUGAGGGGUAACGAAAUGAACCUCUUCCGCAUGGAUUGGCGCACCGGGGAGCUCCGUACAGCGCGUCGGGUGCCGGCCAAGCGCGACCCCCAGCGGCCUUACGAACUGGUGAUCGAGGUGCGCGACCACGGGCAACCUCCCCUGUCGUCCACCGCCACCUUGGUGGUGCAGCUGGUGGAUGGCGCUGUGGAGCCCCAGGGCGGGGGCGGGGGCGGUGGCGGGGGGUCAGGAGAGCACCAGCGCCCCAGCCGCUCCGGCGGCGGGGAGACGUCGCUGGACCUCACCCUCAUCCUCAUCAUCGCGCUGGGCUCGGUAUCCUUCAUCUUCCUUCUGGCCAUGAUCGUACUUGCAGUGCGGUGCCAGAAAGAGAAAAAGCUGAAUAUUUACACGUGUCUGGCCAGCGACUGCUGCCUCUGCUGCUGCUGUGGCAGCGGGGGGUCGACCUGCUGCGGCCGCCAAGCCCGGGCGCGCAAGAAGAAACUUAGCAAGUCGGACAUCAUGCUGGUUCAAAGCUCCAACGUACCCAGUAACCCGGCCCAGGUGCCGGUGGAGGAGUCCGGGGGCUUUGGCUCCCAUCACCACAACCAGAAUUACUGCUACCAGGUCUGCCUGACCCCCGAGUCCGCCAAAACCGACCUGAUGUUCCUUAAGCCCUGCAGCCCAUCGCGGAGUACGGACACUGAGCACAACCCCUGCGGGGCCAUCGUCACCGGUUACACAGACCAGCAGCCCGACAUCAUCUCCAACGGAAGCAUUUUGUCCAACGAGAAUAAACAUCAGCGAGCAGAGCUCAGCUAUCUAGUUGACAGACCUCGCCGAGUUAACAGUUCUGCAUUCCAGGAAGCCGACAUAGUAAGCUCUAAGGACAGUGGUCAUGGAGACAGUGAACAGGGAGAUAGUGAUCAUGACGCCACCAACCGCGGCCAGUCAGCUGGUAUGGAUCUCUUCUCCAACUGCACCGAGGAAUGUAAAGCACUUGGCCACUCAGAUCGGUGCUGGAUGCCCUCCUUUGUCCCUUCUGAUGGACGCCAGGCUGCUGAUUAUCGUAGCAAUCUGCAUGUUCCUGGCAUGGACUCUGUUCCAGACACUGAAGUGUUUGAAACUCCAGAAGCCCAGCCCGGGGCGGAGAGGUCCUUCUCCACCUUCGGCAAAGAGAAGGCCCUUCACAGCACCCUGGAGAGGAAGGAACUGGAUGGACUGCUGUCUAAUACACGAGCGCCUUACAAACCACCAUAUUUGAAUCAUUUUCAUCCCCUUUCUUAUUUUGUACAUUGGAAGUAAAUCCAUAUAAGCAUUUGUCCAUCACGUGAGCCUCACAAAGGAAGAUUAUCAAUUAAAAUAUAAAUAGAAUUAUCAAUCAAAAGAAAUAUCUACUUGGGAAAUUUUCCUGCCUCAUCAUUCUGAAGAUCAUGGGUCAAAAUCUAAAUGCAUUAAUUUAUAAAGAUAUUGUAUAUAAGUCUGGAAUUUACAAGUUCAAUUGCUUAUAAAUAUCAUUAAACAUUGUUCAAUACUCAAUGUGCCAGACUUUUUUUGAGUGAGUCUGCGUCUUCUGAAAUCCUUUUAAUAGAAAUUAGAUAGCAUCAUUUAGACAAUGUAGUUUAGAAACUGUUUUGAACCAUAAGGUUCAUUUUUCAAGAUUAGAUAAUACUACUGAGUCAAGACUAAACUCAGCAUAAUGUGGAUCCACUUAAUGCUUCCCAAAUAGCAUUAAUAAUAAUAAUCUUGGAAGUUUUAUGUUAAAGUCCAAUAAGACUCCCUAAUUACUGCAUCAGUGGUUUCUAAUAACCUACAUCAGUUUAGGUGGGGACAGUAUAGAAGAUUUGAAAGAUUGAACCCAAAAAUGUAAUCACGUACAAAAUGACAUGAAUAAAAACAAGUCGUAAGGUAUAAAAUUUACAGGGAAAAAAAUCAGGUCUUUAUUUCUUAUUCUUUGGUACAAUACACAACUUUAUGUUUAUACAUUUUAUCUAGGCACUUGACUUCUAGGCACUUCUUUCUCCUAGAGAUAGAUUGUUUUUAAAUGUAGGGAUUAAAAGAUUAUAUGUGAACUUUAUUUCAAUAAAAGUUUGUAAUCUGUACUUUAAAGUGCUAUCUAAAUCAUCAAGCAUAGCUUUUAACUCAUUGAGUUCAACAAGUGAUUAUAAAUAUAUUUUCUGUGUUCUAUUUUCAUGAUUCUGUUGUAUGGACACAGUUAUGCAUAUAUGUAUCCCAUAGAGAAGCAUUAUAUUUUUAAUUUAGGUUUAAUUUUUAAUUGUAUCUAUCAAUUUCCAGAGAAAGAAUAAACAAGGAUUGUGCUUAACAUAAGAGUAAAUUUAUUUAACUAACUGCUACUUCAUUAUCAGAAGCUAUUAGCAUGAUAAUGUAGUGCUUUUUGAGGAACAGAUGAGUGAUGCAAUCAAGUUUGGUUGUUCCUUUAUUUUUUUAAACUACUAGAUGUACUUUUGAGGACCAGUUCAUAUUGCAUAAUGUAGCGAAAUUAACCAUGACUCUCUAGAGAAAUUAGAUGUCUAUAUUAUAAGGAAGACAUUAUUUUUACUGCUUGUAAAAAUGUUGUAAUCAGUAGGGCUUUUUUUUCUUUUUUACUGUUGAUGUCAACUAGAAUCCCACACAAGAUUCUAAUAUCACUUGUGUUGGAUGUUUAACUGUAUAAUUUACACAAAGUAGAAAACUGACAUUAGUUUGUCAUCAAAUAUUCCAAGAUUCAUAUAUAUGCCAGUAACUAUGUUUCAGCUGAAAUUUGCAUAAUUACUGUAUUAUUCCAUAAAAAGCAUAUUUGUAAAUGUUUUUGUCAGAAAUUUCCAAAAUAAGUGUUUGAAAGGUAAGAAAAACUUAAGCCUAGAAGUAAUACAUAAAUAAACUCAAUAUCAAAUGUAUAUUUCCUGGAUUAUAUUGUUAAUCAUCCUGGGUAAAGAAAUAGGGUAGGACGCUUCUCUUAUACCUAACCAAACACUGUUGGGCUUUGUCUCAAAGGGCAGCAUAUGAUAGGAACUUUUUGAGUCAUAAAUGGCAACAAUAGAUAAAGUACACGUAGCAAGAUGUCUUGAUGAUGUACACUAGAUGGUGUAUUUAAGAUAAAAUACUUCCCGUGUAGGUUUAAUUGAAAUGGUGGUAGGUCCUCAGAUAAGAAAGUUAAUGUUAUGGUUUGACAGUUGCUAUCAGUGUAUUUUUAGAAAUAUGUAGAAAACCUAGAGAUUGACCUAUAGAAUUAUUGUACUUUUCAUCUUUAAUAAAUAUGAUGCCAG